Molecule: messenger RNA, 1095 nt
Organism: Prorocentrum cordatum
Lineage: Eukaryota; Dinophyceae; Prorocentrales; Prorocentraceae
Source: the annotation of a GenBank genome assembly
GAGGCGGCGGCCCUGGCGUCGCCGCGGGGGGGAGCCCGGCCGUGGGGCUGGGCCCACUCCGCCGGCGCGGCCCUGCUGCUGGGCGCGCUGGUGGCCUGCCGGCAAGCUGCCGUCGACGCGCAGGCCGUGCCGCCGUCCCGCCUGCCGCGUGACCAGCGGCCCAAGGGGUCGAAGAGGGUUCGAGGGGGCCAGAUCGCCCAACGGCUCUUCAGCCUUCGCUUCCGCCACUUCUGGGACUACACCUACAACCCCCGCACCUACUUCGCGAGACCGUGGAAGAAGAAGGAUGUCGGCUACGCGAUCUUCAUCGGUGCGGUGCACCUCGGUGCCGUCGCGGCUCCGUUCCACCUCACCAGGGACGCGUUCCUCGUCUUCCUGGCUGGGUAUAUGGUGACCGCGUUGGGCAUCACCUUGUCCUACCACCGGCAGCUGGCCCACCGUUCCUUCACCACGCCCAAGCUGCUGGAGUACGCUUUCGCCUACUGCGGCGCACUGGCGCUCCAAAGCCACCCGAUCAAUUGGGUGUCCUCGCACCGGCACCACCACGGGUCCACGGAGCAGGAGAACGACGUUCACUCGCCGCUGGACGGCUUCUGGUGGUCCCACAUGGGGUGGCUGUUGGACGUAGAAGGCACGUGGAUGCGUGCCAACAAGUCGAACUGUUUGGACCUUUCCAAACAAUGGUUCUAUCGCCACUUGCAGAGGUACUACGUUUUGCACGCGAUCGUGCUGCCGAUUGCCGGUCUGUAUGCCCUUGGCGGUCUGCCGUUCGUGUUAUGGGGCUUCUUCGCGCGGGUAGCCUGGGUGUGGCACGUGACCUGGGCGGUGAAUUCCGUCAGCCACGUCUGGGGCUUCAAGGAUUGGAACACGCCGGACAAUUCGAUGAACAACUGGUUGGUCGCAAUCUUCGCCUUUGGCGAGGGCUGGCACAAUAACCACCACGCCUUCGAGAAUUCGUGCCGCCAUGGGCUAAAGUGGUGGCAGUUCGACAUCACGUGGUAUAUCAUCAAACUCCUGAGUUAUGUUGGUCUCGCAAGCGACCUCAAGUAUCCCUCCCCGAGCAAGGUCAAGAAGCUGACAUUCGCCGCUACUUGA